Clupea harengus (Atlantic herring) is the source of this 2707-nucleotide messenger RNA. Its product is annotated as forkhead box protein J3-like. The transcript has 13 exons. Gene Ontology annotation, biological process: regulation of transcription by RNA polymerase II. Bases 563 to 2356 code for a protein of 597 amino acids. The record is from RefSeq and is a predicted model, not a curated record. NCBI's taxonomy places the organism in Eukaryota, Metazoa, Chordata, Actinopteri, Clupeiformes, Clupeidae. Gene Ontology annotation, molecular function: RNA polymerase II cis-regulatory region sequence-specific DNA binding; DNA-binding transcription factor activity, RNA polymerase II-specific. Gene Ontology annotation, cellular component: nucleus.
CCCAUCCUUUGGCCAUCCAGAUGUGCUCUGGUAGCUUUGCCUUUCUGACAGCAGCUGGAAGUAGUUCCGGAGGUUUAGCAAGCGCACAAGUCCCGGAUGUUAGCUGUCUACACAGGCGAGCGCAGACAGCAGAGAGCCGCGGAGCACCGUUGACAGCAGUACGCGGGACUAUUGUGUCCGUCGGCAAGGAGUAUUAUUUGGGACAAGCGGCGGCAACUACAGCCACGACCGAGGGCUGAGAAAAAACGUCUGCCUAGGUGAAGAAAGAAGCCGAAGUGUGACGAGCGGCGGAACUGUCCUGAUUGAAGUUCGAAGGUGUUCAGUAGUAACUACUCUUCAACAACCAUCAGAACUCCCUGAGAACCUGAACAUGUGCCACAGAAGACCCCAGGGGUUCGGCUCAGCACACACUCCUGCCCUGGGCUGCCGGGACGACUGCCUUUGGGGUUGCCGAGCAACAGAGGUGCAGUAACUCCGUCCAGACCACACACGCCCCUUAAUCACACCCAACUCCUGCACCUCCCCCCGACUCCUCCCCCUGCCUGUGAUUGGCGUGGUCGCCAUGGCGUCGGAGCUGGAGAGCAGCCUCACCUCCAUGGACUGGCUGCCCCAGCUGAGCAUGCGGGCCGCCCUGCAGAAGGUGGAGGGGCAGCAGGGCGGGGGUGGGGGUGGGCGCGGGGGGGUCGGGGGGGCUGGGGGGGGCAGGAAGGCCGGCGGGCCUCUGGACCCCCCCAUGGCAGGGCUGGAGCAGGACGAGAUGCAGCAGCAUAAGGACGGCAAGCCCCCCUACAGCUACGCGUCGCUCAUCACCUUCGGGAUCAACAGCUCGCCCCGCCGCAGGAUGACCCUCAGCGAAAUCUACCAGUGGAUCUGCGACAACUUCCCCUACUACAGGGAGGCCGGCAGCGGCUGGAAGAACUCUAUCAGACACAACCUCUCUUUGAAUAAGUGUUUCCUCAAAGUACCUCGAUCCAAAGACGACCCAGGAAAGGGAUCUUACUGGGCCAUCGACACGAACCCAAAGGAGGACACACUGCCUACUCGCCCAAAGAAGAGACCCCGGUCUGGAGAGAGGGCCUCUACUCCUUAUAGUGUGGACUCAGAGGGUCUGGGGAAGGAGUGCACCUCUCCAACACGCUCCACCAGCUCUCCCGCCAACAAGGUUGGUGCUCAUGUUGACUCUCAGACCUUCAUUGCAUCAGAAAGGGAUAAGCCCCUCCCCUUCCCCACGUCUGACCAGAGUAAACCACACCCCUUCAGUGUGUCUGAGUGUGAUAAGCCCCUCCCCUUUGAUGCGGCUGAGCGAGAUAAGCCCCUCCCCUUCUCAGAUUUCCAGGAUCUCAGUUCUUCUUUCCGCAGCCUCUACAAGUCUGUGUUCGAACAGUCCUACGCUCAAGGUCUGACAAACAUACCGUCUGACUCCCUCCAGAACCGGACCACCUGCACCUACCAACACACACACAGCCCCAAUGCCAACACACACACCCAGAACAACAACAACACACACACACUGCCACACACACUCCAGCUCCAGACCGCACACACCUCUCCGCACACACACCAUAGUCAGCACACACGCUCUCAGCAUUCUAACCAUCACAAUACACACACACAGCAUUCUAAUCAGCAAGCCACACACACUCAGCAUCCAAAUCCACACAACACACACACGCAUCACGCAAACACUAGCACUGCAACACACACACACACACCGCUCUCCUCAGCUCACCCCUCCUACUCUCAAGCCCAGGGGCAACACACAUCCCACAAUGCACCUCACCACGGGUCGCACUCUUCCCAGCGUCCUCCACUGCAUCCCCCCCACUCUCAGCAGCAGAUGCCCUGCAGCGGCCCUGGCUCUGACUGGUAUUCUGACCUGGAUACUCUGAAGGAGAGCUGUAAAAUCGCCAGCAGCUUCAACUGGGCCGAUGUGGACCUCUCUCCUUUUCAAGGUCUAAGGGAGAGCAUGCGUCAAGCGGAGCAGAGUAACUGGGAUCUGGCUCCUGCUCAGAUAGCGGACCUCUGCUCCUCCAUCAACCAAUUCCUGUCCACCACCGGAGUUAUCCCCGCCCUCCCCACAUGCCAGGCCCCGCCCACUGGCCUCGCCCCGCUGCAGCACAGCAAGAGCAGCUCACACAUGAGCUCAGGGUCAGGUCAUGCGUAUGAGGAUGGUCAGGGGUUGUCCUGUAUGCUCGGGCCUCAAGGCUAUUCUCACCUGGCCUCCGUGGGUACCGCUGCCACCAUGCCAGGUGUGGGGCAGCAGCAGCAGCAGAUGAUGUCCGCUGGAAACUUCUCUCUACGGCGCCCCCCAGCAGAAGACAUCCAGGACGACUUUGACUGGGACUCUAUCGUUUGAAUCAGGGGUCAGGGUUCAGGGGUUAGAGGUCACCCCCACUGGGACUCUAUCGUUUGAAUCAGGGGUCAGGGGUUAGGGGUCACCCCCACUGGGACUCUAUCGUUUGAAUCAGGGGUCAGGGGUUAGGGGUUAGGGGUCACCCCCACUGGGACUCUAUCGUUUGAAUCAGGGGUCAGGGUUCAGGGUUCAGGGGUCAUCCCCACUGGGACUCUAUCGUUUUAAUCUUUGGGGGCAUCCUUCGAGUGGCGCGGGGGGUCACCCCCACCCCCACCCCCUGUACUCACAUGGGAUAACUCCUAAUCCUGUCACAGAGAAGCUGCCGCUGCUGUGACAUCAGUGCCAAGACCCCGC